AUUAAUGUUGUUUUCUGCUAAUCAUUUUUAUAUAUAUAUAUAAAUAAAUAUACAUAUGUGUAAAAAAAGUGAAAAUAUUAUUGUCUAAAUAAAGAUAAGAAUAUUGUUUGUUUCUGGCAUAAAGUUUAUUAUUUAAUUUAAUAUUCAUAAAACCUGGCAAAAUAAUAGAAAAAUACAAAUCUAAAAAAAAUAUUCUAAACAAAAUUUAAUUAAAUAAAUAAAAAUAAUCCAAGUGUUGUUAACAAGUUUUCCAUAAUAAUUUAAAUAAAAUUGUUUUCCUAUAUAAAAAUCAACUAAUUACAAUUUCAUAUUUGGAUAUACCUCAAAUUACCAGAUAUUGAAAUAAGGCAUUUCUUUCUUGGAUUAUAAUUUAACACAGAGAAAAAUCUAAAUUAAACUCGAUGAUUGUUUUAAAAUCAAUAAAACUGGAAAUUUUUAAUAUAAAUUUAAUAUCAGACACAUGAUAUUUUAACAAAAAAAGCUAAACUCUCCCCUUAAAAAUAAUAAUACAAAAAUAAAGUGAAAAAUAAAUAAAUAAUUAAAUAUUUUAAUUAUAAAUAAUAAAGAAAGAGAGAAAAAAUCAAACGUCAGCAAAAUAAUAAAACGACAUAAACUACAAAAAUAUGAUUGUAGAUAAAUCGGAAAAUAUGGGAGAGCAUGCUUGGACGAAGCUGCUCGACGAUAAAGAUAGUACAGGAAAAGGUGCUGUGAUUGUUAAAAUGUCCAAUAAAAACGAUAAUAGUCUUAUAAGCGAUGUACAAAAUUUACAAAACUCUAAGGAAACAAGUCCCCUAACCGGUGAUCUGAUCGACAGCACAAAUACAACGACGACGACAGCGACGGCGCUGACGGCAAGAAAAGUUAGUACGGGAGAUUUGGUAAGCAUGGAGACGGGCAAAGAUGGCGCCACAGAAUGUUUAACGAAAUUCACAAGAAGUGGCGAAGAGAAAAAUGUCAGUAUACAACGUAAAGAAUCAAUACUUGGCACAUUCCAUAGACAUUUAAGAAGAUCCAUUAAGGCGGUUAGUGAAUCACCGGGACCGAUAACAAGGUAUCGUCAGACACGUUUUAGUUCUCGGCGUGUACGAAAACGUGUGAUAUUCAAACAUGGUGAUUGUAAUGUGGUACAAGGAAAUGUGGCCAAACGAAGACGAAGAUAUCUACAGGACAUUUUCACCACCCUUGUCGACGCUCAAUGGCGUUGGACCCUCAUGGUGUUCGCCUUUAGUUUUCUCAUAUCCUGGGCAUUUUUCGGUCUCAUCUGGUGGACGAUAGCCUACGCACACGGUGAUCUCGAAUGGAUACAAAUGCGCGAUCAGCAACCUGAAUUAAUACAAAAUAUGACACACACUAUGUGUGUGACCGAAGUACGUUCAUUCAUAUCAGCAUUUCUAUAUUCGAUUGAGACUCAACACACAAUCGGUUACGGUAAUCGUUUCAUAACCGAAGAGUGUCCCGAAGCGAUAUUCACAAUAUGUCUUCAAUGUAUAACGGGUGUAUUUAUACAAGCAUUUAUGGUGGGCAUUGUUUUUGCCAAACUUUCGCGGCCGAAAAAACGUGCCCAAACUCUAUUAUUUUCACGGAAUGCGGUUAUAUGUCAUCGGGAUGGUGUGCCGUGUCUAAUGUUUCGUGUCGGCGAUAUGCGAAAGUCUCAUAUUAUUGAGGCUCAUGUGAGAGCGCAGAUAAUAAGGAAGAAAGUCACUAAAGAAGGUGAAAUUUUACCUUUUUAUCAACAAGAACUUACCGUGGGUGCCGAUGGUGGUGAAGAUCGUUUAAUGUUUAUUUGGCCUACUACUAUAGUGCAUAAAAUAGAUCGUCAUAGUCCUUUGUAUAUGCUGUCUGCUUCCGAUAUGUUAAAGGAAAGAUUUGAAGUGGUUUGCAUGCUGGAGGGUGUUAUUGAGUCCACCGGCAUGACCACUCAGGCACGCAGCAGUUUCUUGCCCUCGGAAAUCUUAUGGGGUCAUCGUUUUGUAAACGUUGUUUCAUUCCGCAAAGAAACCGGAGAAUACGAAGUUGAUUAUACCUUAUUCAAUAAUACCUAUGAUGUGGAUACACCUUUGUGCUCAGCCAAAGAAUUAGAUGAUCUUAAAGAAGAAUAUACCAAAAAUAAUAAAGCAGGUUUAGAUCGCGCUUUAUCUGUAGGCUUAAUAAAACAUAUAUCUUCCGCUGCCUCUGUGGAUCAUUUGGAUCCGGCCAGUGAUGAAUCUUUAGAUUCUGGUCGCCUACAAAUACGCUCAAAUUCCAUUCCCAAUGGUGCUUUGGCAGCUGAACUAGAACCAUUAAAUAAUAAUAAACCCUCAUUUGCGGUCGGUGGUUCAACGAUUAUACCAACCAUAACCACAAAUUUCCAAAGUAUUAAUGAGUUAAAUAAUUCCAAUACAAAUUUAACAUCGCUAUCCAAAAAUAAUAAUAACAACAACAACAAUAACAAUAAUAAUAGCACAAACAAUGUACACACUAGUAAUAGUAGUCUAAAGAAAUCCUCCAAUUCCCGACGUCUUUCCAUAAAACAAGAUCAGCUUCCUUUAGAUUCAUUAUGCUGAUAUUUAAGUAAAAUUUUAAAGAAAUAUUUAUAAAUUGAAAUUUUCUAUUUGUAUUAUUUUCAUGAUUAUUAUUAUUAUUUUUGUCUUUUUGUUCGAAACUAAUGUUUUCAAGUUGUUUGUCUUUUAUUUUUAGAUAUUUUUAUGUUGAAGACGAAGAUGAAUUGAAAAGGAAUUGUAGUUAAGAUAAAACAAAAAAAAAACAGAUUUUUAUUUUAAAAAUCUAUUUUUUCUAAAAUUUGUUUUUUAUGUUAAAACUUCUUUUUGUACGAAAAACCUGUUUUCAGGUUUUUACUAAAGUCCAGUUUUUACAGUAAACCCGUUUUUACUCUAAAAAUCAGUUUUAAUGCUAAAAACAAUUUUUAUACUAAAAAACAGUUUUUAUACUAAAACAAAUUUUUA
Molecule: messenger RNA, 2942 nt
Organism: Lucilia cuprina (Australian sheep blowfly)
Lineage: Eukaryota; Metazoa; Arthropoda; Insecta; Diptera; Calliphoridae
Gene: Irk1
Product: G protein-activated inward rectifier potassium channel 3
Exons: 7
Coding region: 624-2543 (639 amino acids)
Biological process (GO): regulation of monoatomic ion transmembrane transport; potassium ion import across plasma membrane
Cellular component (GO): plasma membrane
Molecular function (GO): inward rectifier potassium channel activity
Source: RefSeq, a predicted model, not a curated record